CAGGGUCAGUUGUGAGAAGAGAGUGGCCCGGGAGAGGAGACAGAGUCUGGCUAGGUUCUCCAGGUCUGGUUGGGAUGUGGCAGUUUGGAGCCAAGGGUUCAAACCUUUCACAGCACCACCAAUGACUUUUUUCUGAUGUUUGUAUUUUUCUGAACAUGGGCCAGAACAUUGGCACAAUUGAGUUAUUCGGUUGUCUGUUUAGCAUUCUCUGUUUAUAUUUGUAUAAGUUUAUUUGCUUGUUUGUAACAUGAUCUUGCCCUCAAAUGCUGACACAUUGGAAAUUCAUUUGGUGUACAUGUUUAGGAUGCUAUUCCUUGCUUCAAGUUGAAACACUGGCUUGACUCCCAAAACUGUUCUCAAAGCUUUGUUAAUGGCUUUUGGUGUGUUGAGUGCCAUGACCCUCCUGUAUAUUCUAAGUUCCUAUAUCUCCAAUCUUCACUGUACACAGGAACACUGUCGUCGCCUUCAGCAUAACUUUGUCUCCCAUGAACCUAAUCCUGCAGAGAGCUCAGUACCGGUGGUAGUGAAGGCCAAACGUCGAAGACUUCUUUCCCUAGACACAUUCAGAGGAUUUUCUCUUACCAUCAUGAUUUUUUUAUACUAUGGAGGCGGGAGUUACUGGUUCUUCGAGCAUGCUCCAUGGAACGGACUGACAGUUGCAGAUCUGCUCAUGCCAUGGUUUGUUUUCAUCAUUGGCACAUCAGUAGCUCUGGCUCUCCACGCAAUGAUGAAAAGAGGAGUGAGCCGCAUCCAGCUCUUACGUAAAUUGACCUGGAGGACCGUGAUCUUACUAGUGAUAGGGUUUUGCUUUCUUAACUAUGGACCAGCAGACGGACCAUUAUCAUGGAGCUGGGCAAGGAUUCCAGGUGUUCUGCAGCGUCUCGGAUUUACUUACUUCGUUUUGGCUUUGAUGGAGACCUGCUUUGGUGUAAAGGACCUUGACAAAUAUCAGUUUGGUAACUGGUGGGCUGCAGUCAGAGACAUCAUUCUCUACUGGCCAGAGUGGGUCAUUGUGGUGAUCCUGGAAAUCCUGUGGCUCUGCCUAACAUUCCUGCUGCCUGUACCUGGAUGCCCCACAGGUUACCUGGGCCCUGGGGGGAUAGGAGAUGAUGGAGAAUACCCUAACUGCACUGGCGGUGCAGCAGGGUACAUUGAUAAGUGGCUGCUUGGAGAAGACCACAUCUACCACUACCCUACGUGUAAGGAGCUGUACAAAACCACUCAGCCUUUUGAUCCGGAAGGCAUUUUGGGUACAAUCAACUCCAUUGUGAUGGCUUUCUUCGGACUUCAGGCGGGGAAGAUUAUCCUAACAUACCGUCAGCAACCACUGAGUAUUUUAAAGAGAUUUCUCAUCUGGGCUAUUUUGCUGGGGAUUAUCUCUGCCAUCCUAUCCAAAUGUACACAAAAUGAAGGAUUCAUUCCCAUCAAUAAAAAUCUCUGGUCUUUGUCCUUUGUCACUACACUGAGCUGCUUCGCUUUUGUCUUGCUGGGAAUCAUGUUCUAUGUUGUUGAUGUGAAAAACUGGUGGGGAGGCCAGCCUUUCAUUUUUCCAGGAAUGAAUUCAAUCUUCAUCUACGUUGGAGUCAUGCUUCUGGGCAGUUACUUCCCUUUCACUUGGGAAAUGAAAGUUCCAACCUCCCAUGCAGAGCUCCUCUUUCAGGAUCUGUUCGGCACAUCGCUCUGGGUAUUUAUCGCUUAUCUCCUCUACAGAAAGAAGGUGUUCUUUAAAAUAUGACUGUGCUGGAUGUAGGCCAACACUGCAAUUUUUUAUCCCCAUGUAAUGCAAUUAUGGUAAUUGACAAGAUUUGAUCUCAAAAUUUGAGGAGCACUGUAGACAUUACAAGAGACAUAGAGCUGUUGCCACUCUGUGUCUCUUCUCCCUCUCUUUUUUGUAACACGACACAUGAUGCAACAUCAUCAUGUUGUGCAUCUCUCUGCCCUGUCUCCUAGUGAUAUGCAGUGAGAGCAAAUUUUGCUUGUUUUAGACAUUACAAGGAAGUUAAGAAGGAGAACCAUGGAGCCAUAGCAGCUCUUUGUCUCUUAAUUAAUCUCUUAGCAAGGAAUCCAGCCUCAGCUUAUAGGGUAUUGAAGAGCAAGUUUGAGAAGAAAAUAUACUGGCAAAGCAGUAUCACAUGAGCACACCCAUUGUGUUUUGGUGCAGUAGCUAUUCUGUAGAAACAUUACAUUGGAAUUUGUUUUGAAUAUAUCUUGCAUCUCAGAAGAGAUGCAACAGCAUGUUACCCAGUGGGGAAUUCUUUUUACUGUAUUACAGAAUAUUAUCAUGCUACAAUUUUAACUGCCCUGAUGAUCCAGUGGUUUAAGAGCCUUUCAGGGACUUGCUCUUGAGUUGUGAUAUUAUGGCUAGGAAAAAAUAAGCAGCAUUGUCAGACUCUAAAGGAAUACGGUAUACAGCUCUGCAAAUAUGGCAUAAAUAUAAGCAAGACCUACUUGCUUCAUCUGUUUUCCUGGCCCAGGUUUUGAAUGUCCAGGAAUCUCAAGAACUUUAGUACUUAAGUCAGAACAAUUUUACUAUCUGUAUAGACUUUAUACAAGAUACAAUUUUUUUACAUUACAUUAUACUUGAUACAAUUUUGUCAUUUGUAUAGCUGAUCAAAACGUUCCAAAUGAUCAACUUCCAUUAUUUCAGUACUUUCAGCUUAGACAUUAUUUUCAGGAGGCUUUUAGGAUGCAUGAUAUCUAUAGACCCUUGACAUCUUUUUGAAAAGAGAUUAAUUUCUAAAAACCAUAAAAAGCUUUUGUCCAAGGUCUAUAAAAUAUUAAUGGAAAUAGAUGGCUUAACCUCUAGUGUCAGAGAAAAAUAGGAGAGAGGGUCAAUAUUACAAGCAAACAAUGGAGAUCUCUCUGUACAAAAUCUGUUAAAUAUUUUUUGGAAACUAGUUCAAGAGAACAUUUGUUUAAUUGUGCUACAGAUGAUAUUGUGUUCUAGUUAAGCUGCAAAGAAUGCAUGGUCAGAUAUCUGGGUUGUGCUGGAGAUGUAUUGCUGCUGGUAUGUUCUGUCAUAUCUGGUGGGAGUGCUCAUAUGUCAAAGAAUACUUGAUGUGUUAAAAUAAUUAAUUAUGAUGUUGCUCUAGACCCUUGUGUUGUGCUUUUGGGAUAAUUAAUAGAAACUGAAAAUAAUGAAUACACAAAAUAUUGGUCUCCAAUGUGACUGUGACUAGGAUAUUACUGUUUAAAAGCUUGGAAGCAGAAUCAGCUACCAUCAGUUGACCUAUGGGAACAUCAGACUUGGAGUACCAUGUUAUAAAUAUUUUUGGGAAGGGAAGAUCCAUAAUAAAGACAAAUUCUAUCAGAACUGAAAUCUUUAUCUUAAUUACUAGAAUCAGGCUAUGCCCAUGGAAAAUGUCCAGCAUGAGAUUUUGUCAUGGAUUUAAACUGUCUGCUUUUGAAGUUUGAUUUACUGUCUUUUAUGUAUUGAAUGUGUGACAAUAUGAUCUGUGACUUAUAUGCCUAAACAGUUAUGAAAAACAAACAAACAAAUGCUUGGAUGGUUCUAAAAGUUCGUUCUGCAUUUUUCUUUUAAUCACGAGUGACAAAUCUAUUGGUUCAAGGAUAGAAAAUAAACAAGUUGUUCUAAUAAGAA
Molecule: messenger RNA, 3601 nt
Organism: Hemicordylus capensis (graceful crag lizard)
Lineage: Eukaryota; Metazoa; Chordata; Lepidosauria; Squamata; Cordylidae
Product: heparan-alpha-glucosaminide N-acetyltransferase-like
Exons: 15
Coding region: 371-1735 (454 amino acids)
Source: RefSeq, a predicted model, not a curated record